Amphiprion ocellaris (clown anemonefish) is the source of this 1720-nucleotide messenger RNA. RefSeq names its product kazrin-A-like. The coding region runs from base 301 to 756 and encodes 151 amino acids. The record is from RefSeq and is a predicted model, not a curated record. The transcript is spliced from 4 exons. Gene Ontology annotation, molecular function: protein binding. Lineage: Eukaryota; Metazoa; Chordata; Actinopteri; Pomacentridae.
CUGCAGAUCAUUUCACAAUAGAUGAAUGAGUCGCGUUUACUCAGCUGCACUGGCAAAAACUGCAUGUGAUUUCCAUUACUGUCCACUACAGCCUGAGGCACACGGAAGCUCACGGUGCUGCAUUAACUCAGCAGGCCCCUCAUCCUCCCCUGAUUUCUGACUGUGUUUUCAUUGGCCCCUGCCACAUUAGUGCUCGCACUGUUACCCGUGUGUGUCGUGUUUUCAAAGGCCCUGCAGGCACGACGGACAAAAUGUGAGCACCAGAACUGGGACCCCAUUGUUUGGACAUGUCACCGAGUGAUGAAGUGGAUCAGAGACAUCGACCUCAAGGAGUUUGCAGAAAAUCUUCAGGGUAAAGGGAUUCAUGGUGCAGUGAUUGCUAUGGACCAGUCCUUUGAUACGGACGCCAUGGCCAAAGCUCUGGGGAUCCCCAGCAACAAACACAUGCUGCAUCGACACCUGUAUGAAGAGAUGAAAUCCCUCGCUGUCACUCUCUGUAAUGCCGAGCAGAGCACUGAGAUCAUUGGUUCUUCUUCACCUGUGGCUGUUAACCGCUUUACUGAUGAGAGGGUGUCUAUGAUAAGAUCAGGAAAGAGUCCACUGAGGUUGCGCGCCAACAGCCAGUCAGUGGAGCGAAGUCUGGGCUUCCACGGAAGCUGCAGCUCUUUGCCCAGAGAGGCCAAAGUGCAGGCUGUUCCCCGCACCAAAGGUAGCCCCAUGCACACCUUCAAGAGUGUUGAAAUCACCAACGUGUGAACCAGUUUACACUGUCAAUGUACCAUAGCUGUUUACUACUGAGAGAAACCUACGCUCAGCAAAGCUGGACUUUAAAGAAGUCGUCUUAAAGGGAUACACCACUUAAAAUGUAUUCAUUCAAACAUAGUUUUAUUUUGACAAAUGUUACAAUAUCAUCCUCUGAAGAGAAACAAAAAAAAUUUGACCUGAUGAAACUGUUGUAAACAUGAAGAAGAAGAUGAUUUUAUGACUAGUCAGUCUUUGAUGUGUGUUUUUUAAACUAAAUGUUCAAAAUGACUUUUAUAUAUUAUCAAAAGAAUAAUAUCAUAGAACAGAAAGCUUAAGAAUAACAUAAAAAAUAACUGAAGUGAGUCCUCCUUUGAUGCCUUAUAUCAAAUAGAUCUCAUCGUAUAUUAUCUUUACGGGACUGUUCUCUGUAUUUAUUUGCAAAGUUAUUUUUAACAUGUUUCUUUUGCUGCACAUGUAAGUAAAUGAAGAAUUAUGUUAAAAAAAAGUAUAGAAAAAAGUCAUUUUAAUAAUAUGUUUUCAUAGUAGAGACAAAUAUCAACCAGGUCCACGUUCUUCCUACAGCUGAAGAAUCAGUGAGAAUGUUGAUGAUUUGAGUUGUAGCAUUUCACCGUUUUAAUUUCAACAACAACAACAACAAAUCCUUAAGCAUAAACCUGCAAACAUGCAAAUGUACUGACAGCCAGAGUGUGACAAAGAUGUUUUAAAUGUACCUACUACUACUAAAACUCUUCAGUGAUACAGCACAAAGUUUAUAGAUACAUGAUAAAUGCUUGCAACUAACUUUCAGAUAUGUUGAUUUCAAUGAAAGAAUGUUAAUAUAAUUCAUAUUUUAGAUGAGAACAUGCUGAAUAUUUAAAAAAACACUAUGAUCUAUAGGGGUAAAAUGUAUUUAUUUUCUGAUAAAAAUGUAACUAUGCUUAGUGUAUACGUGUGAAAAUAUAAAACUAAAUAAACA